GCAUAAAUAAGAUUAAAACAUCUUCCAGAUAUAGUUCCAGAUAUAGGAUGUUUUAUCUUACAUUCUUACUUAAAUAGGUAGGACUAAACAUUAUAUUUUUACUUUUAAUAUUAUUAAUUAAUAAAACAUGGACUUCCUUUAUAAGAUCACACUAGAGUGAGGAACUCUAGCGGCCGUCUCCCCUCUUUGUAGGGGUUGAGAUUUUCGGCCGCCCCUAUCAAUAUGGGGUUGGAGCGGCAUAUUAUACUUAUUCUAAGUAUUCUAACACUUGUGAUUGCAACUACGUCGGAGGAGAUAUCGUUGGCGGAUGAACGAGGUGCGGCUAGGAGGUUGUAUCGAAGCUGGAUCGGCCAUUCCGACGGUGGUGGAGUUGGUAUUCACCCAUAUUGCAAGAGUUCGUCCUUCUCCGGAACCACCUCUAUGCCAGAAAGAACUUUGUGAAAAGAUUUUAGUUCAAUAUUAUUUUCUCUUUAGUAGCAAUUGUUUCUGUUUUAGUCUGAGUAGUUUUGGUUUGAAUGUUCGGAUUCUUGGAGUUCUUUUGAUAGACAGAGUUCUGGUUCCGAUCGUUUUUAGGCCUAAAUUUGCCCUUUUCAGGUUAAGCGAGUCAUGUUGUUUUGUAUGAGGUGACUGACUCUAAAUCUACUUCUAGAGUACACGAUUGGAUCUGUAAAUUCUGUCAGAAGGUUCUCUUAUAUGUGUUCUCUAUUUUAUAUUUUUUAAGGAGAAGGCCUAAUUAAUUUAUGAAUUUAAAUUACGUUACUCCUACUCUGCAAUGCUAAAAAAUACCACUUUCCUUCUA
Messenger RNA from Cuscuta epithymum, 799 nucleotides. NCBI's taxonomy places the organism in Eukaryota, Viridiplantae, Streptophyta, Magnoliopsida, Solanales, Convolvulaceae. The record is from the annotation of a GenBank genome assembly.